Messenger RNA from Copidosoma floridanum, 2385 nucleotides. It is a transcript of the gene yellow-b, whose product is annotated as L-dopachrome tautomerase yellow-b. Lineage: Eukaryota; Metazoa; Arthropoda; Insecta; Hymenoptera; Encyrtidae. The record is from RefSeq and is a predicted model, not a curated record. Gene Ontology annotation, cellular component: extracellular region.
UCCCGAGCGCGAGCACUCGUUUAUCCCGUAAACUCGCUUUCUCCAUCAGCGCGCACGUACUCGAAACACCCCAGUGCCUUUUUUUCUUUUUUUAUUUUACAGUGUUUUUUUUAAAAAUUUUUUAUCGUAAGUACAGUUGUUUAAUUUAAAUUUGCGCGAGUGCCUUAAUUGCUGCCGCUGCUCUACGAGGACAUUUAUUUUGGAGUAUCUUAUGGCGCGGGUCUACUACUUUUUCAAUAUUUUUUCUAAAAUAGUGUAAAACAGCCUGAAUGUGGCAGAGGGGCAGGAAGGGGUAAAAAAUAUUUCAAAACGAGAACCAAAGAAGAAGAAAAGAAAAAAUGUCUCGACGUCGAAUCGGUAUUGCGCCACUGCUCCUGAUCCUAAGUGCGAUCGGUAAGAGCAGCGUCUCGGCGGUCGAUCACCUGCGAGUCGCCUACCAGUGGAAACAGUUAGACUACGACUGGCCGAGCGAGGAGACGAAAAAACUCUUUCCCGACUACAAGCAGGAAGACAAUCUGCCGCUCGGAUUGGAGGCUGCGGGUGAUCGGCUCUUCAUCACCGUGCCCCGCUGGAGGCGUGGGAUCGUCGCCAGUCUCAAUUACAUCAAAAUUAAUGAUUCUCGAACGUCGCCGCCACUGACGCCCUUCCCGUCGUGGGAAGCCCACCAGUACAGCCAAGGUGUGCACCCCGAGAUAGUGUCGAGUUUCCGGGUGCGAGCCGAUCGGUGCAACCGGCUGUGGGUCCUGGACACGGGCCUCGUCGACAUCCUCGGCAACCCCGAGCAGCAGAGUCCACCAGCCCUGCUCGCCUACGACCUGACCAACGACCAGCUGCUCCGCAAACACAUCGUCCCCGAGGAACAACGCACGCCGGACUCGCUCUUUGCCAACAUCGCCGUUGAGGACUACGACUGCGACGACUCGUACGCCUACCUCGCGGACCUGGGGGGGCCCGGCCUCGUCGUCUACUCGUGGAAACUCCGCAAGUCCUGGCUCGUCAAGCAUCACUACUUUCAUCCGGAUCCAUUGGCAGGUGAAUUCAACGUGGCCGGUGUUGUGUUCCACUGGUCGGACGGGAUUUUCGGAUUAGCCCUGGCUCCCACGAACGAUGGCUACAGCACGCUCUACUUCCACCCGCUGACCAGCACUAUGGAGUUCUCGGUUGGCACGCGUAUCCUGCGCGAUCCCGACAGAUUGGCCACCUCGGAAGCCUUCCAUCAGUUCCAAGUGCUCGGAUCGCGCGGCACCAAUGGCCAAAGCAGUGCCAGCUUCCUCGAUCCCGAGACCGGCAUUCUCAUCUACGCCCUGACGAACCUCAACGCGAUCGCAUGCUGGCGCACCGGCACCAACUACACCCUGCAACAGCAGGGCCGCGUUUACAUGGACAACGUCACGAUGAUCUUUCCCAACGAUGUCAAGAUCGACCGCAGCGGCCGGAUUUGGGUGCUCUCGGAUCGGUUGCCGACCUUCAUGUACCAUCACCUCGACCCGAAUGAUUACAAUUUCCGCGUCCUCACAGGGACGGUGCGCGAGGCGGUCCAAGGUACGGUGUGCUCGAUCGGCAUGUCCGACGGGGCUGCGUCCAAGGACGAGGACACCAGACCCAACCGAUUGCCGUCGAGCAAAGGCGCCGCGGCAGAGUCCACCUUUCGUGUCUUGGGUAGCACUGUAUCGGCACUCGUGCUUGGCGGGCUCGCGCUGGCCAUGUUCCAGCUGCGAGCGUGAGCUGGAGCGCGUCGUCCCGUACGUCGUCGGGCUUGUGCCGAUUUUCAAUUUUUUCGCGCGUCAUUGGGAACGCGUGCGAAGAAUGUGAAUUGUGUUCUCUGCUUUUUUUUCUUUAUCAAUUUAGAAAAUCAUCCCACGGAGCUUUUAAGUCGGUGAAAAUAUAUGUAUUGACUUUCGUCAAUUGUACGAGAAUAUUCAGCGUAUAAAUUAAUAGCAUAGUAUUUCGAGGGAGUGUAAAUGUGACGAGCGUACGAGAUUUAUGCAAAAUUUGUGCAUUUAAGGUAUAAUUUAUUCAUUUUUUACUUUUGUGAUGUACUUUAGGAAGAAUUGUGUUUACCAAUAUUUAAUUCACAAUGUAUUAUUACUCCAUCAAACGCUUUGCAGUCAUUACUUUGUGUCUACACGUAAUCACAAAUACGUAAAACGUAUAAAAAACAAAAUUUAAUCCAUCCAUAUAAUGUGUCAUUUUUGCUUCGCAAACAGUGGAUUUUGCUGAAACUCCAAAUACUUAAUUUAUAAGUAGUAAUGUUAAAUCCACCUUGUAAAUGCUGGGUGAAAUUUUUUUUUGUUUCAUCAAUUUCUAAUUUGUAGUGAUUAUUUUUAUAAACGUUUGUUGAAAAUAUAUGUGCUGUUUCUAUCGAAAUGCUACAGUAAAUAAAAA